This is a messenger RNA of Brenthis ino (lesser marbled fritillary), 210 nucleotides long. NCBI's taxonomy places the organism in Eukaryota, Metazoa, Arthropoda, Insecta, Lepidoptera, Nymphalidae. The record is from the annotation of a GenBank genome assembly.
AUGGGUAACAUUAUUUUUUCACUCCUAUGGCUGAUAAUUCUACUAUUCGUAGGGUUUUGGGUCGCAUGCUUCGCAGCAGGCUUCUAUAUCUUCCUUGUCCCAUUCACAGUUUGCAUAGGUGCUUUAUCAGGCCUUACAGACUUCCUAAUGUCGUGUAUAACAUUCCCGAAGUAUUGUGCUCAAGGAAUCAUGGACGGCAGAGGAUUUGGA